AAGAUGGCGGCCGCUGUGGCAAGAGGCGCUUGGCUGGCGGCCUUGGGCAGAAGACCGCGGCGUGGGAUCGCUGCCGGUCGGCGAGCUUGGCCCGGCCCCGGCCCCUUGACCACGGCAGUAGCCAGUGUGGCCCUGGCAGGCACAGGAGUGGCACGGUACCAUGGCCGCUUGAAUGUCGUGGCACCCGAGGGCAGCCUCACCGUCUUAGCACAGGAAAAUGUUGACUCUGGAGAGAUGGGAGAAAAACUGUCCCUUCGUAAACAGCGCUUCAUGCAGUUUUCUUCACUGGAACAUGAAGGAGAAUAUUAUACGACACCACAAGACUUCCUCUUUUCAGUAAUGUUUGACCAAAUGGAACGUAAAACUUCAGUGAAGAAGCUGACAAAAAAGGAUAUCGAGGAGAUACUGGCAGGAAUCCAACCAGCUCGUUGUGGAUCAACCUUUUUUAGAGACCGUGGCGAUAAAGGACUAAUUUCGUAUACUGAGUAUCUUUUCUUGCUUACAAUCCUCACUAAACCUCAUACUGGGUUUCAUGUUGCUUUUAAAAUGCUGGAUGCAGAUGGUAAUGAGAUGGUUGAGAAAAAGGAAUUUUUUAAGCUACAGAAGAUCAUAAGUAAACAAGAUGACUUGAAGACAACGAUAGCUAAUGAAACGGAAAGCCAGGAAUCAACAGUGAAAGAACCUGAAAUUACCACAACCCUUCAGAUACAUUUCUUUGGAAAAAGAGGAGAAAGAAAACUUCAUUAUUGGGAAUUUCGAAGAUUUAUGGAGAAUUUACAAACAGAGGUCCAAGAAAUGGAAUUCCUUCAGUUUUCUAAAGGUUUGAGUUUCAUGAGAAAAGAAGACUUUGUAGAGUGGCUACUUUUCUUCACUGACACUGAAAAUAAAGACAUCUAUUGGAAAAAUGUAAGAGAGAAGUUGUCAGCAGGAGAGAGCAUUAGUUUGGAUGAGUUCAAGUCAUUUUGUCACUUUAUGACCCACUUGGAAGACUUUGUUAUUGCUAUGCAAAUGUUCAGUUUAGCUCAUCGUCCUGUCAGACUGGUGGAGUUUAAGAGGGCCAUGAAAGUAGCAACAGGACAGGAGCUCUCAAACAAUAUUUUGGACACCGUCUUCAAGAUCUUUGAUGUGGAUGGUGAUGAAUGUCUUAGUCAUGGAGAGUUUCUCGGGGUUUUAAAAAACAGGAUGCAUCAAGGUCUAUGGGUACCACAACAACAAUGUGUACAGGAAUACUGGAAAUGUGUGAAAAGAGAAAGCAUUAAAGGAGUAAAAGAAGUCUGGAAACAAGCUGGAAGAAAUCUCUUUUAGAAAAAGAUAAUCUGGGAGUCAUACUGCUCCAAAUGUCAGAAUUUGGAAUUUGUUUAAAAUACUAGAUUUUUG
Molecule: messenger RNA, 1377 nt
Organism: Zalophus californianus (California sea lion)
Lineage: Eukaryota; Metazoa; Chordata; Mammalia; Carnivora; Otariidae
Product: calcium uptake protein 2, mitochondrial-like
Exons: 1
Coding region: 4-1305 (433 amino acids)
Biological process (GO): calcium import into the mitochondrion; mitochondrial calcium ion homeostasis
Cellular component (GO): uniplex complex
Molecular function (GO): calcium ion binding
Source: RefSeq, a predicted model, not a curated record